CCUGAUACAGAAACCUGCCCAUGUUAAACCUGCCCAAUGAAAGCAACUCCAGUGAAACCUGCCCCAGUGACUCCUACCCCAGUGACACCUGCCCCAGUGAAGACCACUCCAGUGAAACCUGCCUCAGUGAAAGCCACUCCAAUGACUCCUGCCCCAGUAACUCCUGCCCUAGUGACUCCUGUCCCAAUGACUCCUGUCCCAGUGAAAGCCACUCCCAAUGACUCCUGCCCCCAGUGAAAGCCACUCCAGUGAAACCUGCCUCAGUGAAAGCCACUCCAAUGAUUCUUGCCCCAGUAACUCCUGCCCUAGUGACACCUGUCCCAAUGACUCCUGCCCCAGUAACUCCUGCCCCAGUGACUCCUGUCCCAGUGAAACCUGCCCCAGUGAAAGCCACUCCAGUGACUCCUGCCCCAGUGACACCUGCCCUAGUGAAACCUGUCCCAAUGACUCCUGCCCCAGUAACUCCUGCCCUAGUGAAACCUGUCCCAAUGACUCCUGCCCCUGUGACUCCUAUCCCAGUGACACCUGCCCCAGUGAAAGCCACUCCAGUGACUCCUGCCCCAGUGACACCUGCCCCAGUGAAACCUGUCCCAAUGACUCCUGCCCCAGUGAAAGCCACUCCAGUGCCUCCUGCCCUAGUGAAACCUGUCCCAAUGACUUCUGCCCCUGUGACUCCUGUCCCAGUGAAACCUGCCCCAGUGAAAGCCACUGCCAAUGACUCCUGCCCCAGUGAAAGCCACUCCAGUGAAACCUGCCCCAGUGAAAGCCACUCCUAAUGACUCCUGCCCCAGUGAAAGCCACUCCAGUGACUCCUGCCCCAGUGACACCUGCCCUAGUGAAACCUGUCCCAAUGACUCCUGCCCCUGUGACUCCUAUCCCAGUAACACCUGCCCCAGUGAAAGCCACUCCAGUGACUCCUGCCCCAGUGACACCUGCCCCAGUGAAACCUGUCCCAAUGACUCCUGCCCCAGUAACGCCUGCCCCAGUGACUCCUGUCCCAGUGAAACCUGCCCCAGUGAAA
Molecule: messenger RNA, 1021 nt
Organism: Siniperca chuatsi (mandarin fish)
Lineage: Eukaryota; Metazoa; Chordata; Actinopteri; Centrarchiformes; Sinipercidae
Product: copper metallothionein 2-like
Exons: 2
Coding region: 218-718 (166 amino acids)
Source: RefSeq, a predicted model, not a curated record